This is a messenger RNA of Harpegnathos saltator (Jerdon's jumping ant), 1941 nucleotides long. RefSeq names its product endochitinase. The record is from RefSeq and is a predicted model, not a curated record. Gene Ontology annotation, molecular function: chitin binding; chitinase activity. The transcript has 11 exons. NCBI's taxonomy places the organism in Eukaryota, Metazoa, Arthropoda, Insecta, Hymenoptera, Formicidae. The coding region runs from base 1 to 1695 and encodes 564 amino acids. Gene Ontology annotation, biological process: chitin catabolic process; carbohydrate metabolic process. Gene Ontology annotation, cellular component: extracellular region.
AUGAUACCAAUCGUGCGGGGGCCCGUGCACCUGAAUUCUAAUGAGGCCCACCUGGGUAUAUAUGAGCUUAAGCUCGCGCCUUCAGUCGCGAUUUUUCUGAAGUUAUCUGUCCGUCGCGCAGAUUUCAAGAUGACAUAUUCGGGAAAGCUGCUAUUUUCUGUCCCCGUAUUCCUGGCAUUGCUGGCGUACGGAGCAACCGAAUCUCCAAAGUUGGUUUGUUACUUCAGUAACUGGGCUAUCUACCGGCCGGACGUAGGCAGCUAUGGCAUCGACGACAUCCCCACUGAUAUGUGCACGCACGUUAUCUACUCCUUUAUCGGUGUGAGCAACGUGACGUGGGACGUACUCAUCCUCGACCCUGAACUCGACGUCGACAAAGGUGGCUUCAAGGACUUCGUCGCCUUGAAGCAUAAACAUCCGCACCUGAAGACUCUGGUCGCCAUCGGUGGGUGGGCCGAGGGUGGCAGGAAGUACAGCGCAAUGGUUAGUGAUCCAGCCAAGCGAAACUCGCUCAUCAACGGCAUCGUCAAUUUCAUGCAUAAGUACGGAUUCGACGGUUUCGAUCUUGAUUGGGAAUACCCGGCUGCUACCGACAGAGGCGGCACUUUCAGCGACAAGAACAACUUCUUUUACUUUGUCGAGGAGUUGAGGACCGCGUUCACCAAGGCGGGAAAGGACUGGGAGAUUACCAUGGCGGUGCCGAUGGCCACCUUCCGUCUCAACGAAGGAUAUCAUGUGCCGGAGUUGUGCGAGUUGAUCGAUGCCAUCCACGUGAUGUCUUACGACCUUCGAGGUAACUGGGGCGGCUUCGCAGACGUCCACAGCCCGCUGUAUAGGAGACCUCACGAUCAGUACGCCUACGAAAAACUGAACGUGCACGACGGUCUUCAACUCUGGGAAGACAAGGGUUGUCCCGCCAACAAGCUGGUCGUAGGAAUCCCGUUGUACGGGCGUACCUUCACCCUCAGCCAGGGCAACAGUAACUACAAGCCCGGAACUUAUAUCAACAAGGAAGCCGGCGGCGGCGCGCCCGGCAAGUACACCGCGGCCAAAGGAUUCUUGGCUUACUACGAGAUCUGCAUGGAGCUUCAGGACCCAAAUAACGGAUGGACCAAAGAUUACGACGACAUCGGCAAAGUGCCGUACGCGUACAAGGGCACUCAAUGGGUCGGCUACGAAGACGUCGACAGCAUCCGCUACAAGAUGGACUUUAUCAAGGAGAAGCAGUACGCCGGCGCCAUGGUCUGGGCUGUCGACAUGGACGACUUCAGAGGACUUUGCGGUGACGUGAAGAACCCCCUCAUGACCGCUAUUUACAACGGCCUGAAAGGAUACACGGUACAACCCAAGAAAUACGACACCACCCCCAGGCCCGACUGGGAUAGACCGCCCAGCACGCCAGCCCCGAACGGCGAGACCAGACCAACCACACAGGCACCCCCAAGGCCCACUGAGCAAACUCAGAGACCUACCCAGACACCUACCGACCGACCAACCAUGAAUCCACCAGUCGAUGACGGCGAGGUCGUUUGCAACGGCCAACAUAUGAUCCCUGGCAAGGAAUGCUCGACGUAUUACCUCUGCAACCACGGCAAACCCGAAAAGCGUCAGUGUCCACCCGGUUUGAUCUUCCAAAUAUCCAAGUUGAUCUGCGACUGGCCGGCUAACGCCGAUCGCUUGGAAUGCAAGAAGUGAUCUGUGAUCCGGUGAUUUGAUCCUACCGAUUUCUGCACCUUUUACCACCGUUUUUCGUCAGCUCAUGGAUCGCGGAGAUUCAUGGGGGAUUUUAUCAUGUAAUAAUUUUAUACGAUAAGAAUCCGUUACGUUUUAUUAUCUGCUGUCGCGUAUGAGAACGUGUGCGCGUGUGCGCAUGUGCAUUCAUAAGUUGAUGUGGAGCGACAUCGCCGCGAGGCACAAUAAAUCAUGCGCGGUUCAACAAAA